This is a messenger RNA of Cyprinus carpio (common carp), 1282 nucleotides long. It is a transcript of the gene xpo5, whose product is annotated as exportin-5-like. The coding region runs from base 36 to 728 and encodes 230 amino acids. The record is from RefSeq and is a predicted model, not a curated record. The transcript is spliced from 6 exons. Gene Ontology annotation, cellular component: RNA nuclear export complex; cytoplasm; nucleus. Gene Ontology annotation, molecular function: nuclear export signal receptor activity; RNA binding. Lineage: Eukaryota; Metazoa; Chordata; Actinopteri; Cypriniformes; Cyprinidae. Gene Ontology annotation, biological process: protein export from nucleus; RNA export from nucleus.
UAUUUUUUUUCAUCUUCUGUUUUGGAGACGAGGAGAUGGUGUCGAUGGACUCCUCACAGGGAAUUCAAAUGAAUACACCUUCAGAUGAGCUCUCAGAAUUGGGCAAGUGCCUUCUCCAGAAUGAGGAUAUAUAUAUGACUCUCCUGACCAUAUGUUUUAACUCCCUUUCCUGGAAAGACACUAUAAACUGUCAACGGUGUGCUAGUAUGCUUUGCUGGACUUUGCUAAAACAGGUGCUUGGCUGUAACCUUCUCCCGGAUGCUGUGACAUGGCUCUACACCAGUGUACUGAAGGGUCUGCAGAUGCAUGGCCAACAUGAAGGCUGCAAUGCUGCACUAACUCAGCUGGCCUUGCUCAUCUACGAGUCUCUAAGGCCUCGAUACACUGAGCUGCGUUUCAUCAUGAAUCAGAUCCCUGAUAUCCAUGUUGAGGCCCUGGAGCAGUUUGAUCAGAAGACCAUACAAUCCACUGUAUCAAAGGCAGGAGAGAAGAAAAAGAAGGAGCAGUUUAAAAGGCUCAUUGCAGGCACUGUUGGGAAACCCCUUGGACAGCAGUUUAAGAAGGAAGUACAUAUCCGAAACCUUCCAUCUCUAUUUAAGAAGCCAAAGCCUACGAGAGAUAUGCUGGAGAACACUGAUACUGCAGGAGUACCUUGUAAAAAGGUGUUACCAGCGACCUGCAUGUGCCAGAGGUGUAUAAGGACUUUGACAGCACUGUCCCUUUAUUGACCACAAUGGCGAUGUCCAGUGAUGAUUCGUUGGUGGAUUCUGCUUUUGGUAAAGUUCAGGCUGGGAGUGUUCUGUCAUACCAACAGCCAGCAGCAACAACACGUAACAUUACUCCACAUCAAGAUGUCCCACCACAACCACCUCUGCCACUAGAUGGUUACAACCUUGACCCAUCUGUGUGCUUAUAGUACAUAGUAAACAUGAAAUACUACACAUGAAGUCACUUGCUGUAACUCUGGUAACACCACACACGAUUAAGCAUGCCACCAAAGACCAGAGUGCAUCGAUAGAUUAGCACUCCAUUAGAAAGCAACAAGUAACAUCAUCCUGAUUUAAACAUGUUUGCCAUAAAUGGGGCAGAGCUCUGCUAAACACUUUGCUGAAAGUAUCUACUAAUAGUACUCACCAGACAGCACUUGAACUGGAAUCUGCAGUGGUGGAGGAAUGCUGUCUACUCCAUGGAGCAUUUUAUGUGCCCAAAUGUAAAAUGUUAUGUUGACUGCCCUUAAAGGGAUACUCCGUCCCAAAAUGAAAAUUUUGUCAUUAUUCACUUU